Molecule: messenger RNA, 7922 nt
Organism: Penaeus vannamei (Pacific white shrimp)
Lineage: Eukaryota; Metazoa; Arthropoda; Malacostraca; Decapoda; Penaeidae
Source: RefSeq, a predicted model, not a curated record
GGGAUAGGAGAAUUGAAAGGACGAGGAGAAUGCGGGGAAGGAGGCGACAUAAGGGUCGAGGACCUAACAGUAAAGUAUUGUCCAAAGGACGACACCAACACCGACAGCAUGACCUCCGGGAUGGAUUCGGAACUGACCAAAAGUCAGGUGACGAUUCCCAGCAGGACGAGUUUGAUCUCGAGCCAAGGGCCUGAGGAAAUGAAGGUCUACACGUCCUCGGAAACGAAUUCGAUUGCGGAGGACGUCGCGAGAAAUAGCGAGGUCGAGAUGCCGGAGAAAUGCAGUCUUCACGCGAGCUUCGAUGACGACGGUGGCCCGACGCCCACUCCGGAGCAGAUGGGCGUCACGGCCGGGGAUACAGACUUUUACAGUGAGUUGCUCGACACCAUCCUCAGCGUGGUCGACGCGCAGGAGUCUCCGGAUCACGGGGACGGCGACCAUGCGUUCCUGGACCACGACACUCCCGUCAUCUCGAGGGAAGUCACUCGCACGAUCAAAGUAAACCAGUUUAACGGCUCCAGUGAAAGCUUCAGGUUAAAGGUAGAAGUUAUAGAAACGAAGAAGAAGGAGCCCGAGGCCGCCAAAAUAACAAAAGACGCAAAGCCGGAACCUGAGCCAGAACCAGAAUCUGAUCCGACUCCAACUCCCACAGCUAAGAGGGAGACGGAGCGCCCCAGCGACUCGGAUUCGACGGCGAGCGUCGACUCUGAAUUGGCGGAGGUUCGACGUCGUAUCACGGAAAGGUUUCCGCCGGCGCCUCGAGACGCAUCCCAGGCUAGCCAGGAGUCCAUCCUAGCCUCUCCGAGCGCCAUAUGCCCCAUGCCCAACUGCGCCGCUUGCCGUGCCCAGAGCAUCAAUUUCUCUCAACCUCUCGUAUUUACCUUCGACGAUCCCGCUCCCGUGCCCACGCCCGAACCAGCGCGGGCGGCGAGCGUUCCGUACGUGGACCAGGCUUGCGAGGAGGCGCCUCAUGAGGUCUUCAGCAGGUCUGCCAGCCUCCCGCAUGACCCCGAGGGUUACCACGACGCCCAGGUCAUCCGCCGGCCCGACCGCCAGCACCACCACCACUAUCACCGUCACCGCCAGUACUGGGGAUCCGCCCUCAACGACAUAGUGGGCGGGUCCGUCCCCGAGCAUUCGCUCCUCGGGGCGCAUCCCCAGGGGGCGUCGCUCCAGGACGAGUCUCUCCUCAUAGGGGCGCUUCAGAGCAAGAUUCUCGAAGAAGCUCGGGACCAAGACGCAUUUCUUCAGGGGACUUGUCAGAUCACGCCGCGGCCGAAUGAAGGGCCUCAGGGGAAGCCUUCAGCGACCUCGGAUCGUAAGGCAUCCCCUCGGGAAAAGCUGAAUUCCAACCAGGGUGGAGCACCAGCAAACAAAUCACCGCCCCAGAACCCUUCCGUGAAGAAGGGUGCAUCAUGUACCCCCGUCCAGGACACCCUCGUGAAACCUCCCAUUCAGGAGCCGAUAUACGAGAACCAUCCCAUUCAGUGGCCGGUCGGAGAUGCCAGUCUAGAUAACUCGGCCCUCAAGGACGCGGCCAUUCACGAGGUCAAACUCCAGGAUACUUCGUUUCACGACAGCACGAGCCAAGAAACAACCCUUUUAGAUAUCACCCUUCAAGACAACACACUCCAGGACUCCACACUUCAGGACUCCACGCUGCAGGACACGACGCUCCAAGACAUCGCCCUGCAGGAGGCAGCCCAACAGCAGGCCGAUGUUCAGAGCAGGCAAGAGGCGCGCAGCCGGCCGGCCCCGGACACCCCCUGCCGACGGCCUGUCAAGGACGCGCCGCCGCAGGGGGACCCGAUGACGGACUCUGGGGUGGAGGGAUGCAGAGAUCACAGCGAGAGCUCGAGCAACCAGCUGGCCGAGGAGAUGUCACAGCUGCGCGUGGACAACGAGAAGCUGCUCACGAGGAACAGGUCGUUGCAGCGGGAGGUCGAGGAGCUACGAAGGGUCAAGACCAUCAUGGAGGAGGACGUGCAGCUCAAGCCCCAGAUCAACCAGAUGACCAUGGAACUCACACACGCCAAGGAAGCGCUCUCGGCCUUAAAAGCGGAUAGGAAGCGCUUAAAGGCCGAGAAAUUUGAUCUACUGAACCAGAUGAAGCAACUCUACGCGACUCUUGAAGACAAGGAGAAGGAACUGAGGGAUUUUAUCAGAAACUAUGAACAGCGCAUGAAGGAGAGCGACGAGUCCCUGCGGCAGCUGGCGGCGGAACGAGACGAGACGGAGCGGGAAAAGUGGAACAUCCUGAAGCACGCGCGGGACGAGUCGGAACGCGUCGUCAAGCUCUCGGCCGAACUCGGGGUCAAGGAAACCACCAUCAGGAAGCUGCAGGAGGAACUCGAUGCGGUCCGCAAACAGCUCAUCUCUAUGGGAUAUCACAGUGAUGCCGAGUCUGUCAGGACCAACGGGCUGCCCACGCCCACAGCCUCAACGCCCGCGUGUUCUCCCUUGCCCCUCUCCACGCCCACGCCCACACCCAACGGCCGGGGCUCAUCUGCUGAUUCAGGCGUGAGGCUGUCGAGCGAUAGGGAUUCAACAGCUAGUCAUGAAGGCACACCUACCAUUACUGUGGAACGAGGAUCUCUGGACUGUGACACGCUAUCCAUAUGCUCCUCCGCUACAGCCGCUUCCCACUACUACUAUGCAUGUGGACCAGGAACCCCUAAGGAAUCCCCGUCUCUAUCUCCUCUGUACGCCACGCCAGUAUCCCUGCGGGGGGAGGAGCGCGAGGACCGGGGCGGGGACAACACGCCCACCAGCGCUCCGACGCAUUCGGCCGCGAGUCUCAAUUCGUCGGCGAUGAGCGGACUCGCGAGCAGCAAUGCCAGCACCGGGGGGCUGAGUCGGUCAGCGGAGCAGCUGUGCGAGCGCUUAGCCGAAGCCGCGGAAUCAUCCAAGAUAAGAGGCUGUAGCACACUCACGAGGAAGGGCCACAAGGGAGGAGGUACUUGGGGCUCCAUCUCGAGAGUGUUCGCUCGCCAGAAGAAGCGGGCGGCCCUCGACGCCUCGUUGUAUGACGGAAGCGCGAGCGACAAGCGUGCCUCGUGGUCCCCCAGCUCCUCUCUGUGCGCGUCGCCCCUCACCGAGGAGAGUUACUCCGAGAAGCUCAGAUUACUCGAGGAGGCUCAGCACAUUCCUCUCGAGAGAUGGAAAGCCCCGACUGUCCUGGCCUGGCUGGAGGUAACCCUCGGCAUGCCUCAGUAUGGCGCCAUGUGUGCAGAGAAUAUUCGGAGCGGAAAGGUUCUCCUCGAGCUCAGCGACUCUGAGCUAGAGUCCGGCCUCGGGAUCUCGCACCCGAUGCACCGCAAGAAGCUCCGGCUAGCCAUCGAGGAGCUCCGAGAGCCGCGGCUGACUCGCUUCCCCCGAAUCUCCGCACUCAACCACACUUGGGUCUCCUCCGAGUGGCUUCCGGACCUUGGCCUUCCUCAGUAUGCCGACGCCUUCGCCAACAACCUCGUGGACGGGAGGCUUCUGGAGGCGCUCACGAAGAAGGAGCUGGAGAAGCACCUGGGCGUUCACCGGAAGUUCCACCAAGCAUCCAUCAUUCACGGUGUCCAUCUGUUGAGAAUCGUCAGAUUCGAUAGACAGGUGUUAGCGGAGCGCCGACGGCAGUCCGAGCACGUGGACUGUGACCCCGUCGUGUGGACCAACGUGCGGUGGGUCCGGUGGGCUCGCUCCGUCGACCUGGCGGAGUACGCAGAUAAUCUUAAGGACAGCGGUGUUCACGGCGCCCUCGUGGUUCUGGAGUCGUCCUUCACUGCAGACACGAUGGCCACGGCGCUGGGCAUCCCGCAGUCCAAGAAUAUCAUCCGCAGACACCUGGCAACUGAAAUGGAGGCGCUCAUUAACCCUGCCAGACAGCAGAUUGAAGAACAGGCCCGGUUCGCCAAGAUGGAGCGGCGCCGGCAGGAGAAAAUGGCGGCCGGGGGCAGCCUUGGACGGUCCUUCUCCAGAAGCUACGGCACGGGGCUGGAGAAGGGCGAGAAGGACAAGAGGCGCGCUUCCUUGAGAGGAUCUCUCAGCCGUGCUCUGGGCCUUCGUCUGCGAGAGGAAGCUGCCGCAGGAAACCAUAAUGGAGGAGAAUCUUCCUCUUCCGGUGGCCAGUCUCCCGCCGUCUCUGCAAGGACAAACACUCACCAUCCUCACCACACACGGCCGCGGUCCUCCGUCAUGCCUUCUGCUGCUUAUGUGCACCAUGAAACUCACCGUCGCGUUAAGAGUAUCGGAGACAUUGAGACUAUAACUGUGACACCUGUUUAGCAAUACUCUUGCCAGCGAUCACGUGACUGGUUCGCUGAAAGUGGUGGUGGUGGUGGUGGAGGUGGUGGCGGAGUUUGCACAUUUCUGUGUUCUCCAGUUUUUAAUGUGUUUAAUUAAGCACAGUAACCAACUUAUCAGGGUGAAUAGGAUGUAGAAGUGUGAAAAAAGAGAAUGUGUGUAACGUAAAUUUUAAAAGAGCUUAAUAAAGAUCUCUUAAGUGUUGAAAGGUUUUUGUGCCAGCAUCUUUGGCAGCAUAGAAAUAAGUGUUGGUAAAGUCUCUUUACUAAUGUAUAUCACAUGUACAUAUGAAGUAGCUGCCAAACCUUAUAUUCCAAGAAAUUACAAGACAUGAUAAAAUGCUCAGCACUGAGUAUACUGCCAGUUGAUGCAACAUCACAUAGAAACACAAAUUCAUAUCGAAGAUGUUUCUUCUAAUUUCAUACUAGUCGAGUACAACAUUUUCAACAGCCCCAGGGACCACAAGCAAAUCGCCUUUUCUUUGUGGUUAGUUGUCAGGCUGAAUGUUGAAGAAUUGCAAUCAUGCAUGGCGUAACAAGAUGCUGAUGCAGGACAUAGAUACAAGUGCACCCCAGAAUUUAUACCAAAGUUUUGGAAAUAUGCUGUGCACCCACCUAGUAUGAGUAGGGAAAUAGCCAUAAGAAUGUAUUAACUAAGUGAGAUGGAAAACAUAAUGGAUAGAGAGACACAGAUCUGGAUGUUCUGCUCAAAAAAAUUAUCAUUAAGUUAAAAUGAAAUCAGAGACCUGACAAAGAGAUUUGAACAAAGACAGGGACCAGGCAAAACUCGCCACAAUACAGGGUUCCAGUUCAAACACAUCUGAAGUAUCAGGACAAAACCAUGGUCUUCAUUUUGCUACACCAGUCAUAUUUGUUAGUCCUUAUCUAUUACGCUCCUGUGAACAACUGUGAGAUGGCUCGGAUGGAAGCAGUUGUGGUGACAAGACUGCAGUUUCUGGCCCUUGAAUAGUAGCAAGAGUUAAGAUGAAUUUUGUGUACAGCCUAUGUAUCUUUUGUACUUAAACAGCAAUGAGUGUGUAUGUACUGCUAUGUGAGUUUUAUAACUACUUUAAUGUCCUAUUAAUCACUUGGUUGUCGUGUAUUUGAAUUUUAUGUAUAGAGGUCCUUAAUCUGAGUGUACAUUUUUUCUUCGACAACUGAGAGGUCACUGAUUAAACAAUAUUAUUUUUUGCUUUAGAGUAGAUUGGUAGUUAUCAGUAUGCUGCUGAGCACAAUAUUACAGGUUACUUUAUGAAAGUUCAUAUUUAUUAGCAAUGUAUACUGAUUGAGCUCGACAGAAAUUGCAUACUAUUUACUGUGUGUGUUAUGUCAAUAAUGAAAUUUCUCCUAUUGUGAAUGUUACUAGUCAGGUUCCAUUUAAUUGACAAAGGGAAAUUGUUCAGCAUAUGUGACCAUGUCAAGAGUUGCAUGAUCAUAUAGCAUCAUAUUUAUAUGAUAUGGAUGUAGAUAUUUGAAUAUUUGUAUUGAAAAUAGUCUUGGCAAUUAUCCAGAUAACAUGAUGUCACAUGCUGAAUCUCUAAGCUUCUUGCCAGGAAUCAGUUGGUACAAAACAAAUAUCUAUGCUAAUGAAAAUGCUGUUUUAUCCCAUUAUUAACUAACAUUAAAGAAAUGCUAUAUAUCAAUGACAGGAAGGAAAUGCAGCUUUAUGGUUUAUACUCUAUAAUUAUUGUAAAUGUUGAUGUGGCCACAUAUUGUUGACUGUAAGCUUUGCAUUUCUAUUGGAUGCAGCCAUUGCUUUACCUACACAAGGUGAAAACUUUGAGAGAAAGUAAUAUAUAAUCUAGACAGGAAUUUGAUCAGAAUUCUGCCCUAAAAGUCCUUGACAACGUUUUACUGCUCCAAGAACUUCGCUUAGUUUCAAACUUCUGUAAUGACUAAAAUUGAAAAGUGAGGUGAUGCCAGCAUAUACAGGUGUAAAUACAUUCAUUAGAGGACAUUAAAUGGGUUCUUACGUAAACACAUUUCAAAAGAUUUUCAUUUGUGAUGAUUUUCAUGGUUUUCUUUCUCCACUUACUAAUGGUGAAAGUACUGAAUAAAUGUCAAAGUGAAUAAUGUCGGUGAAAGUAUGAAUUGCUAUUUCUCAGUGUAGAGUUGGUAAGCCUCACCUUUAAUUCAACAAAAUUGAAAGACCUACUCUUAGUUUAAAGAAGUGCUUUAAUGUCAUGUCAUGUAUGGGUGUGUUUUAGAAGGAAAUUUUUUCAUCAAAGGGAAGAGGGAAGGAGAGAAUGACCAGCUGAUGUAGGAAACUUCCACAGCAGGCAUUGGUUUCUUCUUCGUCUACUUCUUGUGAAUAAUUUCCCUUCCAAGCAGCCCACGAAUGAAACAGAGUGAGAAAAUAGCGUUGUCAUCCAAAGCAAGUGCAUUGUAUUUUUAUAUCAUUGUAAUUUAUGAUGGUAUGUUGGAUUGUAAAUACGAGAAUGUUGGCAGGGUCGCCAUGACCAUAUGUGUCAGUAAACAUAAGCUAUUGGAUUCAUAGAAUAUGGAGUUUAUCAGUGGUCCAUUCAAAGAAUGUGACAGUAACUUGCAUCAUGUACAGAUAAAGAAGUCAUUUUCAUCCCUGAGAUAUAUAAUCAUUUAUAUGUUAGUGAGAGCUGCAUAUCAUCCACUUGACCAAACCUUUUUUGAACUUAUAGUGAUAGAAAAGUUGUAAACACUGUAGUUGCAUUACAAUUUAAAUGUUGCUGUACAUUCUCUGAACUGAAACCACUGAUGAAUAACCAUUUGCAGAAAAAGUUGGAAAGGCAAUUACUAAAAAAAAAAAAUUAACCAUGAUACAGAGUUCAAAGAAAUAGCUGUUUAUAAUGAGUACAGUCUUGUAUUUUGCCAUAGACAAAAUUUGUGAGAAACAUAAUUUGCUUAAAGUGUAGUGCUUGGAAUAUGUCUGUGUACAAGCAAAACAAAAAAACAAAACAAAACAAAAAAAGAGCAGCUGUAAAAAGACUGUUUGGAGUUAAUAUCACAUACUACAAAAUAUAGUAGAUCCUUUAUCAUAGCAUUUUUUGAGGAAAAGAAAGAGGAAGUGAUUAUUAUUUUUGCACAAACCAUUGUUUUUUUUAUCCAGACAUUUUGGAUUCAGUGUUUCACAAAAGUUCAGAAUCAAGAAAUGUAAUUAUAUUUUGUGAAAUAUCCAUACAAAAUUGACGUGUCCUAAAUGUAGUUAGGUAUUGUUUCUUUUGUGCAUAUUAUGGGAUAACCAACUGAUUACCUAACAGCUAGUUCCUCAUAUCCAAAAUGUAAUGGAAAUAUCCACCUUACGUAAAUUCACUUAAUAAGUUUCCGUGUCUGAAGACCUUCAGUAUUCAGAGUCUUUAGUAAUGUACACUGAGCUCCGAUAAACAAUAGGAAAUUUGUUUAUAUUGGCAUCGUGAUCAAUGCCACGUGGAUAAUUUUUUGUUUGUUUCACUUCCACUUAAAAAGAAGUAAACACUAAAUAUUGUAAAGCACUAAUCUAAUCUGCCAAGGAUGUAAUUUGUUAUCAAAUGAUACUAUUUGAUAUACUAAAAGCUGUACUUGUUUGUUCUGUUUCACACAUGAAAUCAUAGGUCAUUGGCAUGCCAACUGUUUGACAUUCCAGUUUGUUUCAUAUUCAGAAACAAUAAAAUAUUAGAAGAA